AUGGCACCACCAGCCAUUGUGCAUUUGCCCAACGGCCAUAACCUGUCCGUCACGCCUGUCUUCGGCGGUCUGUAUUUCAAGUCGGUCGAUGCUCACAACCACCAAAACAUUUUCCCUCCUGGUUGGACUAUCACCAUUGAGAGCGAAGACAAUGAGCAUCCAAUCACCCCGGGCGCUGAUUCCGAACUCCCUGGCGCACCAAGGUACCGCGUUCACAGCUACAGGCAGCCAUCCCUACAGAGUGAUCAUUUGUUCAUAUCCAGUAUUUCCAACCCGCCUAAUGAGCGCACUCCUUCUCAAUUCCCUGCAUCCUCUCCAACCCGACAGAUUGCUAUGAUGCUAUGGGCUACUUUGUACUGGUACUUUCAACAGCCGGAGCCUGAUGCAAAGAUGACCAACUCUACCUCUCAGGGUACCGCUGAGGCAGGAAGACCCAAGGGUGAAUGGCGCAUCAACAUCAACCGCGAAGGUGUGUUCCGCGGAAAACAGUUGAUGCAAAAAUUGGAGCGCAUGGGUUUGAUCGCUACCGAGGAUUCUGCAGUUGGAACCUCUUUGGAUCCCAAUACUCCGGAUGGUUGGUCGGCCAUGUUUGUUUCCAGACGCCAUUUCUGGCAGCUUGACCCUCGCAUCUAUCUCUUCACCAGCAACCCGCAGGUCAACUCUGCCUUGGUCUCGCAUACCCACCUUGAUUCGAGACCAGACUCGCCUGCUCUCGGUGUGCCUAGUAGUAGACCCGAUUCGAUUGUCGACAAUGCCGGCCCUGUGGCUGCUACUGGCGGUAACCAUGGUCUCUGGACACCUCCUGGCCAAUUCAAGUCAUCUUCGCAUCUUCCUACCUUUUACCCGCCCGCUCCAGCUCAGUACAUAUUCACUGACAACGUUCGCCAUCCUUUGCGUCCCAAACCUCCUCGUCAAGGCGAGACUUUUUACACAAGAUACAUCCCCAGCCUUGGCGAAUAUCUCUCUUUUCGCGUUGCAUCAUUGUCCAAAAGACCUGUGCAGCACAUCGGUCCAGUGUCAGAUCCGACCCCGGGAGCUUCUCCGCUUCGUGCUUCUGCCAGUGCCAGCGAUUCGCACGUCCCAACCAUUGGCACUUUGAACCAUGAAAUGAGCGACGGUGAUCUUCUGCAUAAGUGGAUGAAUGAUGAGCGUGUUGCAUACUCGUGGGGCGAACAAGGCCCUCUUUCCCACCAGGAAGAGUUUCUGAAGGCUGGAUUGACGAACAAACACUCCAUUCCAGUGAUUGGCUGCUUUGACGGAAAGCCCUUCGGCUACUUCGAGAUCUAUUGGGUCAAGGAGGAUAGACUGGGCUCAUACCUGGGAUAUCAAGUGGCGGAUUAUGAUCGCGGGCUGCAUGUUCUGGUUGGUGAGCAGAAAUUUAGAGGCCCUCACCGUGUCAAGGUCUGGCUGAGCGCAUUGGUACACUUCUGCUUCCUCGCAGACGCCAGAACAGAAUCGGUGAUGUUAGAGCCGAGGGUCGACAACAUCAAGUUGAAACAGUAUUGCGAAGAAGUCGGCUUCUUCAAAGAACGCGAGAUCAGUUUCCCGCACAAGCAGUCAAACCUCAUGAAGAUCCGCCGCGAAGCCUGGGAUGCUCCCGCCAUCUAG
Molecule: messenger RNA, 1608 nt
Organism: Aureobasidium pullulans EXF-150
Lineage: Eukaryota; Fungi; Ascomycota; Dothideomycetes; Dothideales; Saccotheciaceae
Exons: 2
Coding region: 1-1608 (535 amino acids)
Biological process (GO): siderophore biosynthetic process
Source: RefSeq, a predicted model, not a curated record